AUGAAUUUUGUUUAUGAUCAAUCGUCAACAAUUUCUAUUUAUCAUAAUUCGAUAUUUUCACUUGCCGAUGUUGAAUCCGUAUUAGAACCUUUAUUUGGAAAUUAUUAUGGUAAAGAAAAAUUAGCUGCGAUCAUUUCAAGUGUUGAUCAUAUAUGGUGUGUUUAUGAUAGAAGAAUAAAUCAAUAUGUUGCUUGUGCACUUGUACAAAGUCAUAAUGAAAAAGAUGUGCUCUAUAUAAAAUUGUUUGGUGUUGCCAUAUCUAGUCAAGGUCAAGGUAUCGGUACACGUUUGCUCAAGGCAAUCAAAAAAUGGGCACGACAAGCAAAUUAUUUUGCUGUUAUUUUACAUACACAAAUCAAUAAUGAUAAAGCAAUUGGUUUAUAUGAAAAACUUGGAUUUGAAAAACAAUAUCUAUUUAAAGAUUUUUUUCGACCUCGUGAAAUUCCUUUAUCACUUUAUAUUCAUGAACCAGACGCAUAUCAAAUGAUUUUAUAUUUACAAUAA
Molecule: messenger RNA, 504 nt
Organism: Adineta steineri
Lineage: Eukaryota; Metazoa; Rotifera; Eurotatoria; Adinetida; Adinetidae
Source: the annotation of a GenBank genome assembly